CUUCAAAUACAAAAUCGAGGGUUUCUUUCCCUCUUCUCUCCUUCUUCGUCGAGGCAAGCUCCCACAGUCCGUCGAGUCAAGCUCCGUCCAUCCGAGGCCGGAUUCUAUCGUCCUCCGCGGCAAGCGCUGUCCAUCAGAGACAAGAUCCUACUGUCCGUCGAGGCAACUUCCGUCCAUCCAACGAGAAGGCUCCAUUGAUGUUUCCUUUGUGAAAGAGAUUCACAGCAACCAUGAAAAUUUCAAAGGGAACGCUGGCAUCUUUGAGAGCUUUUAGUUCUCUCCUCUCAAGACCACCUUGCACAUCUCGUCCUCUCCAUUUCCAGUCGAUUCCUUCUUCAAAUCUCCUCCCAUCUCUUCCUUCUCCUCCUGUCCAUCAUCAUUAUCAAACUGUCAAUUUCUCAUCCCAGCCAAACUCCAUUUCUGAAUUGAUUCUCUCCAACCCAUGGUCCAAAGACAUCGAAGUUGAGCUACAAAGUUCCAUCCCCACCCUAACCCAUGAAUCUGUGCUAUACGUGCUGAAGAAACUCCAGAAAUCCCCCCAAAAGGCUGUCAAUUUCUUCAGGUGGGCCUCUGUCGAGAAGUUGUCAAGCAUCAGUGCUGCGACAUAUGGUUUGAUGCUCAGGAUCUUGGCUCACAAGGAAUGGAUGAAGGAGUUUUGGAUCAUGGUCUAUGAUCUUUCCAGCCAAGGUUUUGAGAUCGAUAAGGCAACCUACGAUACACUCAUGAGUACUUUUGGGAAGGCAAAGAUGGUGGCUGAGACUGCAGCUUUGUCGAAACUCUACUCUCAGAUGGCGGAGAAGAGUGCGACUGAUGCGAACGUGAAUGCUGUGAUUGGGAUCGUUUCAGGAUCUGAUUGGGAUGAAGAUGCCAAGAAAAAAUUGGACGACCUUAAGCUUUCGUUGUCGGAUGCUGUCAUGGUAAAGGUCUUGAGAGAAGUCCGCCUGUACCCUCUCCGGGCAUUGGGAUUUUUCAAUUGGGCUGGGAAGCAGCCUGGUUACGAGCACAGCGCAGUCACUUACAAUGCAGUUGUGAGGAUUCUCGGGCGGGAGGAUUUUAUUGAGCAAUUCUGGAGCAUGGUCAAGGAAAUGAAGAGCCAAGGGCAUGAGAUGGAUAUCGACACUUAUAUAAAGCUAUUGAGGCAGUUUGUGAAGAGGAAGAUGAUGAAGGAAGCAGUCGAGCUUUAUGAGUUCAUGAUGGAGAGCCCUUAUAAGCCUUCAGCUCAGGAUUGUAAUGUGCUCCUGCGGCAGAUCUCGCUGACUGGUAGCCCGGAUCUUGAUUUGGUUUUCAGAGUUGUGAGGACCUAUGAAGCAGCUGGACACUCUCUGUCGAAGGCUGUUUAUGACGGGGUUCAUCGAUCUUUGACUAGUACGGGGAGGUUCGACGAGGCAGAGAAGAUUCUGAAGGCCAUGAUGGAUGCCGGGUUUGAGCCAGAUAACAUAACUUACAGCCAGCUGGUGUUUGGACUCUGUAAGGCCGGGAGGUUGGAUGAAGCAUGCAAGAUGUUGGAUGAGAUGGAAGUGCGGGGAUGUAUUCCAGAUCUCAAGACAUGGACAAUUCUGAUCCAAGGGCAUUGCCUUGCAGGCGAGGUGGACAAAGCGCUUUCCUGUUUUACAAAGAUGAUGGAGAAGAACUGCGACGCCGAUGCUGAUCUGCUUGAAGUCUUGGUAAAUGGUUUGUGCAGUAAGAAUAAGGCAGGUGGUGCAUACACCCUGUUUGUUGAAAUGGUUGAGAAGGCUCGUUUGAGACCUUGGCAGGCCACGUUCAAGCAUUUGAUACAAAAGCUGCUGGGAGAGGGGAAACUUGAAGAAUCAAUGAAGCUCCUGCAUCUAAUGAAACGCCACAACUUUCCGCCUUUUGGUGACCCUUUCGUUCACUACAUAUCCAAGUUCGGGACAGUGGAAGAUGCUGUUGGAUUCUUGAAAGCAUUGACCGUGAAGCAAUCCCCAUCAUCUUCAGCAUAUCUUCAUGUUUUCGAAUCCUUCUUCAAGGAAGGUAGGCAUUCUGAGGCCCAAGAUCUGCUCUAUAAGUGUCCUCAUCAUAUCCGUAACCAUGCUGACAUUCUGCAACUCUUUAGUUCUAUGAAACUUAGAAAUGCUGCCUGACCAUUCAUUAACCCGUCCGGCACGUCAUGGAUAUGUCUUGAAAUCUUCAUCUCUAUUGUGCGUGCUUAAUGUUUUAAAUAGAUGCCUGCCUUCAGUUCUAGUGACAACAUUUAAGAUUUCCUUUGAGAAAGAGAUACAUGGUCGGGAAUGUUUAUUGAUUCUAUACAGAAAUCAAGGGUUUAAUUCACAAGACAUCUUAUCAAUGCGGUUUGUGCAAUGAAAAAAAAAAAAAAAAGCUUUUCGACA
Molecule: messenger RNA, 2348 nt
Organism: Magnolia sinica
Lineage: Eukaryota; Viridiplantae; Streptophyta; Magnoliopsida; Magnoliales; Magnoliaceae
Product: pentatricopeptide repeat-containing protein At3g48250, chloroplastic
Exons: 2
Coding region: 231-2102 (623 amino acids)
Biological process (GO): RNA splicing
Molecular function (GO): protein binding
Source: RefSeq, a predicted model, not a curated record